Molecule: messenger RNA, 531 nt
Organism: Acanthosepion pharaonis
Lineage: Eukaryota; Metazoa; Mollusca; Cephalopoda; Sepiida; Sepiidae
Source: the annotation of a GenBank genome assembly
AUGCUCGCAGGUAUACGAUUUCUGUCAGUUACUGAAAAAAAGAAAGAACAUUUCUUCCUUUUUCGUUUCAUCUCGAUCUAUCUAUCUAUCUAUCUAUCUAUCUAUCUAUCUAUCUAUCUAUCACAGUCUGUUCUUUCUCUCUCUCUAUUUAUCUAUCACAGUCUGUUCCUUCUCUAUCUAUCUAUCUAUCUAUCUAUCUAUCUAUCUAUCUAUCUAUCUAUCUAUCUAUCACAGUCUGUUCCUUGUCUCUCUAUCUAUCUAUCACAGUCUGUUCAUUCUCUCUCUCUAUUUAUCUAUCUAUCACAAUUUGUCCCUUCUCUCUCUAUCUAUCUAUCACAGUAUGUUCCUUAUCUAUCUAUCUAUCUAUCUAUCUAUCUAUCUAUCUAUCUAUCUAUCAGUCUGUUCCUUCUCUCUCUCUCUCUCUCUCUCUCUCUCUCUCUCUCUCUCUAUCUAUCUAUCUAUCUAUCUAUCUAUCUAUCACAGUGUGUUCCUUUUCCCUCCCUCCCUCUCUCUCUCUCUCUAUCUAUCUAA